Messenger RNA from Lactuca virosa, 2205 nucleotides. NCBI's taxonomy places the organism in Eukaryota, Viridiplantae, Streptophyta, Magnoliopsida, Asterales, Asteraceae. The record is from the annotation of a GenBank genome assembly.
AUGGAGAACCUCCUACCGAGCAAGUUUUGGUCAGACAAUAUUAUAUGCUCGAGAGGCCGAAGCAAUCCUUGUCACUCAGAAACAGAUACCUUACUGCAAGGUGAAGAGCUGAAGAACUGGGACUAUUUGAUUUCGUCAAAUAAGGUCUUUACUUUGAAGUUCUUUGGGUUUGGAAGUACCAUAAGCCCUUAUUUAGGAAUAUUCUACAGCCCCCAUGGUUCUGGAAAAAGGAAAAUCCUUAGAUUAGAGAUAUACAACCACCGCUUAGGAAUGAUUGAUUAUGCUAGAGAUGGGUCCGGAAAUUUGCAGAAAGAAGAUAAGGCAGUUUGGGUAGCAAACAGAAACAAUCCGAGCAAAGAUGUAUACGGAAAGCUCACGAUAGAUAUCCACGGAAAGCUGAGCAUUUUAUCAGGUGGAGGCACUGUGGUUGAUCUCUUCAGUCCUACUCCAGUAGUAACACGCAAGGCAAGUGCCACCCUGUUGGAUACUGGAAACUUGGUACUUCAGGAACUGCAUCUAGAUGGGUCAGUUAAGCGGGUUUUAUGGCAAAGCUUUGAUUACCCAACAGACACCCUUCUUCCUGGGAUGAAACUGGGGAUUAAUCUCAAGACCGGGCAUCGAUGGUCACUCACUUCUUGGAGGAACGAAGCUCUACCAGCGGAUGGGUCUUUCACAUUAAAAGCAGACCCAAAUGGCACAGGUCAAAUGGUCAUCCUGAGGCGAGGGAACAUCCACUGGAGGAGUGGAUCAUGGCUGAUCAAUGCUGGAUUCGAGAACACAGAUCUACAGAAUUCGGGUCCUGAUGUUCGCCUUUACUAUAUUUCUAAUGAGACCGAGCAAUCCUUCACAUAUUUAACUAGAACGUAUGAUUCAACCCCAGCUCUGAUGAUGGGUUUAAACGGCCAGCUUAUGGGUUCAACUCUGCAGUUAGAUGUCCAAUGCCGCUCAAUCAAGGACAAUGGUUCUGAAAAGGAGAAGAAGUGGGUCCGGAUUUGGUCGAUCAUCGCGAUUGCAUCUUUAGUUUCAUUCCUAUCAUGCUACUUCUUAUACAAGAAGCUAAAUAUUAACGGGAAAGCUGUUAAAUAUGUCAUGUUGGUUGUUUUUUUGGAAGUGAAGAAAAUCCUAAAGCUGUUGCUGCAUCGUCUGAGGCACUUCUACAAUUACAUACGAGCAGAUAACAAGGUGAAUGCUGAGCUGCAUUACUUCACAUUUCAAAGCAUCUCAUCUGCCACAAACAAUUUCUCAAGCGCAAAUAAGUUAGGGGAGGGGGGUUUUGGAGCAGUUUAUAAGGGAAAAUUAGUUGAUGGGCAAGAGGUUGCUGUAAAACGGCUUUCAAGAAGCUCUGAACAAGGAGUCAAGGAGUUUAAGAAUGAAACCGAACUCAUAGCCAAACUUCAACACACUAAUCUUGUCAGGCUUAUAGGGUGUUGCAUUGAGAAGAAAGAGAAAAUCCUUGUAUAUGAGUACAUGCCUAAUAAAAGCUUGGAUUCCUUUCUAUUUGAUCCUAGGAAGAAAGGACUACUGGAUUGGAAUACCCGGUUUGUAAUCAUUGACGGCAUUGCUCAGGGACUCCUAUAUCUCCAUAGGUUUUCAAGGCUGAGGGUUAUCCAUAGAGAUCUGAAAGCUAGUAAUAUCUUGCUAGAUGACUACCUGAAGCCAAAAAUUUCAGAUUUUGGUAUGGCUAAGUUAUUUGGGAUCGAUGAGUCUGAAGCAAAUACAAGUCGAGUCGUUGGAACUCGUGGUUAUAUGCCGCCAGAGUAUAUGUUAGAAGGCUCUGUUUCAACAAAAACAGAUGUGUUUGGUUUUGGUGUUUUGUUGCUUGAAAUUGUAAGUAGCAAAAUGAAUCACGGGAGCACCCAACAUGAUCCGGAACACCCACUCAACCUUCUUGGACACGCAUGGGAACUAUGGAAUGAAGCAGGAAGAGGUUUGGAGUUGAUGGAUCCGGUAUUAGAAGAUUCAUGCACUCCCAAGGAAGUAAUGACAUGCAUUCAUGUGGGUCUCCUCUGUGUUCAAGAUCAUGCCAUCGACAGACCUACCAUGUCAGAAGUUAUUUCUAUGCUCACAAAUGAAAAUAUGCAUCUACCUGAGCCAAAACGACCAGCUUUCUUCAUUGAGAGGCAUGACCCAGAUUUGGCAAAAGAUAAUAAUUUGGAAAAUGGCUCCGUGAAUGGACAAUCGAUUUCAAUUUUAGUGGCGAGAUAG